This is a messenger RNA of Cheilinus undulatus (humphead wrasse), 1773 nucleotides long. It is a transcript of the gene slc30a7, whose product is annotated as solute carrier family 30 member 7. The record is from RefSeq and is a predicted model, not a curated record. Gene Ontology annotation, molecular function: zinc ion transmembrane transporter activity. Gene Ontology annotation, biological process: transmembrane transport; intracellular zinc ion homeostasis; zinc ion transport. NCBI's taxonomy places the organism in Eukaryota, Metazoa, Chordata, Actinopteri, Labriformes, Labridae. Gene Ontology annotation, cellular component: Golgi apparatus; membrane. The coding region runs from base 85 to 1275 and encodes 396 amino acids. The transcript is spliced from 11 exons.
CGGAAGUUGACAGUUAGCAUACUCCUGCUAACUCUACGUAGUGAAUGUGUGUGUGUGUGAGAGUGUGUGUGUCCAGGUGUGAAGAUGUUACCUUUAUCUAUUAAAGACGACGAGUACAAACCCGCCAAGUUUAACCUGCUGCUGAAGCUAUCAGGAUGGUUCAGGUCAAUCCUCGCUGAUAAAACGUCCAGAAACCUGUUCUUCUUCCUCUGUCUGAACCUCUCCUUCGCCUUCGUGGAGCUUACAUACGGCAUUUGGAGUAACAGUUUAGGUCUGAUCUCAGACUCGUUCCACAUGUUCUUUGACUGCACCGCCCUGCUGGCAGGUCUGGCAGCUUCCGUCAUCUCCAGGUGGAGGUCCAACGACAGCUUCUCCUACGGGUAUGUCAGAGCAGAAGUUCUAGCAGGGUUUGUCAACGGACUCUUCCUCAUCUUCACCGCCUUCUUCAUCUUCUCUGAAGGAGUCGAGAGAGCCCUGGAGCCUCCUGACGUUCACCAUGAGCGUCUACUUCCUGUCUCUGUGGCCGGUCUGCUUGUGAACUUGGUUGGGAUCUUUGUGUUCCAGCACGGAGGACACGGACACUCACAUGGAGACGGAGGUCACGGUCACAGCCACUCUCUGUUUAACGGCAGUCUGAACCACGGACACAGCCACGGCGGACACGACCACCACAAACACGGACACGGACAUGGACAUGGAGGACACGAACACGGACAUGAUAGUCAUGGACAUGGACACAGUCAUGAUGGUCACGGGCACAGUCACGGAGGACACGGGCACAGCCACGAGGAGCCACACUGUCACGAUGAGCACACUCCGGGGAAAGGCUCCAGUAAACAGAUCCUGCAGGGCGUCCUGCUGCACAUCAUCGCCGACACUCUGGGCAGUGUGGGUGUCAUCAUCUCAGCUCUCCUGAUGCAGAAAUACGACCUGAUGAUCGCUGAUCCAAUCUGCUCCAUGCUCAUCGCCCUCCUCAUCGGUGUCAGCGUGGUGCCAUUGCUGCGCGAGUCCAUCGGGAUCCUGAUGCAGAGGACUCCGCCCACUCUCGACCACGCCCUCCCAGAGUGUUACCAGAGAGUGCAGCAGCUGCAGGGAGUUUACAACCUGAAUGAACCUCACUUCUGGACACUGUGCACCGACGUUUACAUCGGAACUCUAAAGCUGCUGGUCGCCCCCGACGCCGACACACGCUGGAUCCUCAGCCAGACGCACCACAUCUUCACACAGGCUGGAGUUCGACAGCUGUACGUCCAGAUUGAAACAGCUGCCAUGUAGAAGCUCCUCCCCCUUUAAUCACCUGGGACCAAUCACCUUCAGUCUGCUGCAGGUGACCUCUGACCCCCCUCCUUAGGUCACUACAGGUCAGAUUAAGACUCAAGGGUGGGGGGGUGGACUUUGACUGUGAUCUCCCAUGAUGCACCAGCCCAGUGCAUCCUGGAUGAACUCAAACUGCCCCGCCCAGUUAUUUUUUUAAACCUCACCUGUCUGUCAGCAGGCAGAGUGAACCCCCCCCCCCCCUCCCCAGCUGCACUUUGUAGACUGGAGCAAAGCAUUCUGGGUAAGUGCCUUCAUCAUAAAUCAGAGACAAUCUGAGCCUGUUUUGACGACCCUCCCCCCGUGACAUCACCGUUGGGACCAGACUGCUGCCAGUUGAUUGGUCAGUGGUGUGUGGGUGAUGUCACUCUGUGUUUUUUAACGUGCCAAAUCAUAUGACCAAACCAUGUGACCAGUCGAAGGAUUUCAGUUUUUUUCAACUGUAAUAAAAAAAUUCUG